This is a messenger RNA of Linum tenue, 1659 nucleotides long. The record is from the annotation of a GenBank genome assembly. NCBI's taxonomy places the organism in Eukaryota, Viridiplantae, Streptophyta, Magnoliopsida, Malpighiales, Linaceae.
AUGGUGCCUUACGAGACCGCCGCCGCAGCUCCUCCAAUUCCAAUCGGCAACCCGCCGGCGAGUUCUUCGUCGUCCUCCUCCACCACCAUCAUCCCCAAGCCUCCAGAAAUCGAUGGCCUCCUCGCCGGAGCCGGCUACAAGGUCCGCUCCUCCGACCUCCGCCACGUCGCCCAGCGGCUGGAGCGGCUCGAGACCGCCAUGCUCAACUCCCCCUCACAGCAGCUCUCGCUCCUCGCCUCCGACGCCGUUCUCUACAACCCUUCCGAUCUCUCCACCUGGGUCGACUCGUUGCUCUCCGAGUUGAACCAGUCCCAGUCCCUCCCUUCUCUACCGUCCGAUCUCUCGGAUCUCAUGUCUAAUCCUACGGCUCUGGAUGGCUCCUGGAUGGAUCAACAACUGCCGCCCCCGACGGCGGCGGUUCACAAUCAGCAGCCGCCGCAAUUGACGGUGGUGACGGCCGUGGAGGAGGAUUCCGGGAUAAGGCUGGUCCACAUGCUGAUGACGUGCGCGGAGUACGUCCAACGUGGCGAGCUGGCAUUGGCCGGGUCGUUGAUCCAGGAUAUGCAGUCCCUGUUGACCCGGGUCAACACCGGCUGCGGCAUCGGGAAAGUCGCCGGGUACUUCAUCGACGCGCUGGGCCGGCGGGUGUUCGCCGCCGGAGGCGGCGGCGGAGUCCCGGGGGGCUCGGCUUACGAGAACGAGAUUCUCUACCACCAUUUCUACGAGGCAUGUCCGUACCUGAAGUUCGCCCACUUUACAGCUAAUCAGGCGAUCCUCGAGGCAUUCGACGGCCACGAUUGCGUCCACGUGGUGGACUUCAACCUGAUGCACGGCCUCCAGUGGCCGGCCCUGAUCCAGGCCCUGGCCCUCCGGCCCGGUGGGCCCCCGCUCCUCAGGCUCACGGGCAUCGGCCCACCAUCCCCCGACGGGCGCGACUCGCUCCGCGAGAUUGGACUCCGGCUCGCCGAGCUGGCCCGAUCCGUCAACGUCCGGUUCGCGUUCCGCGGCGUCGCCGCGGCCCGGCUCGAGGACGUAAAGCCGUGGAUGCUCCAGGUGAACCCCAAAGAAGCCGUGGCGGUGAACUCCAUCAUGCAGCUCCACAAGCUAUUGGGCCCGGGCUCGCCCGGCGACCCGGCCCGGCCCGCGCCGAUCGACGCGGUCCUAGGCUGGAUCAGGUCGCUCAACCCGAAAAUCAUGACCGUCGUCGAGCAGGAAUCGAACCACAACCAGCCGGCGUUUCUCGACAGGUUCACCGAAUCGCUGUACUACUACUCGACGAUGUUCGAUUCCCUCGACGCCUGCGCUCUCCAGCCGGAGAAGGCGCUGGCGGAGAUGUACAUUCAGAGGGAGAUUUGCAACGUGGUGAGCUGCGAGGGGUCGGCCCGGCUCGAGCGGCACGAGCCGCUGGCCAAUUGGAGGGAGCGGCUCACCCGAGCCGGGUUCAGGCCGCUCCAUUUGGGGUCCAACGCGUUCAAGCAGGCGAGCAUGUUGCUGACUCUGUUCUCCGCCGAGGGAUACUGCGUCGAGGAGAACGAAGGUUGCUUGACUCUCGGUUGGCACAGCCGGCCGCUCAUCGCCGCCUCGGCUUGGCACGCCGUGGCCGAAACCGCCGCCGGCGCCGUUUCCGAUGUCCCGGUGGUUGGUGGGGUUGUGCUGUAA